Molecule: messenger RNA, 596 nt
Organism: Pseudocercospora fijiensis CIRAD86
Lineage: Eukaryota; Fungi; Ascomycota; Dothideomycetes; Mycosphaerellales; Mycosphaerellaceae
Exons: 2
Coding region: 138-332 (64 amino acids)
Source: RefSeq, a predicted model, not a curated record
GACUAAAGCCAUUCUGGCCAUGCAUCAGACUUGAAGCAACGACAUCUCAGGCAUACCAGGCCGUUGCUCACAAUGGAGGGGCCUGAGAGAGAGACAAGAACGUAUCGCGUCGCGUCGCCCAUCAGAUUCGGCUGCUCAUGAUGCAGAUCUGCGGGCUGCAUAGCAUUCAACUCGCCUUGCGCAGAUGCCACCGAGUACAUGCACUAUUAUUACACUGCCCGGAGAUGAAGACGCCAGGCCGUAAGUCAAGCCGCGCGGCCAUCAGUCAACAAUUGAUCAAGGAGCAUUUGAACUUCGAGGGAUUGAAAAGCGAUUUCUUCAUCCUUUGCUGAGCAAUCUCCAAGGAUGCGGCACAACGUCACUUCUCUCGAAAUCAAUUGCUGGUCAUAAAUGCUUUGAACGUUGCAAUGAUUUUACUUGGGAAGUGGUCGAGCAAAUGCCCUCGUCAACACGGAAACUGUUGAAGGAAAGAGAGCAUCUCCAGCUCGUGGAGAAAUGUUUCCGAUUGCAUACUCCAACCUGUUACCAGACAACUGCAGCUCGUACGAAAAGCUUCACCAAGAGAUGUGCCACGGCCUUGAUUUCAUUUGAUGCUU